This is a messenger RNA of Blastomyces gilchristii SLH14081, 3511 nucleotides long. Its product is annotated as Mob1 family protein. Gene Ontology annotation, cellular component: cytoplasm. Lineage: Eukaryota; Fungi; Ascomycota; Eurotiomycetes; Onygenales; Ajellomycetaceae. Bases 554 to 2290 code for a protein of 578 amino acids. The transcript has 2 exons. The record is from RefSeq and is a predicted model, not a curated record.
CGGGUGUGUAAACUUAACAUAUGGAUCAGGCUGGGUGGUUACAAGCCGUUUAAAAUCACCGCUAUUUUCUUCCCAUGCUCCUCUCCUAGGAUAUAGUUAAGUAGUGUCGUCUUGCCCGCGCCCAAAUAGCCUACAACGAACGCACUUUUAUUUUAGCUAACAACAGUCGUAUUAUUUCUUUACUGGACAACACAACAACUCCGCAUCCACUUACCUGUUACUAUUGUGAUAGGGACUUUCUUGAACUUCCGCUCAGUAGGUGACUUUGCCGCCGUCUCUUCCUCGAGGGCGUCGACAUCAACCAGUUCAGGCGGGCCUUCCUCAUCGCCGUCUCUAAAGUUCAUCUUCUAUUUACCCAAACAAAAGAAGUUUCGAUUGCAACCAAAACAACAGUAUCCGGAGGAGGAAGCUGGACAAUCUUUGCUCUGGUAUCCUAUCGACUCGCCCAGGAGUUAGUUAAUAAAUAACUUAUCUCCACGACUCUACCCCAGCAGCUAUAUUCGGCAGGGUUUAGGGCUUAGGGCUUGUCGGGGCGGCAGAACUAGCCUCCGCCAUGGCCUUGGAUUGGUGCUUGUUCGAGCCAACGUCAGAGCUUCACCAGCGGGCGUCGGGCAGCGAAGACGACGACGAAGACGACGACGGCGACGACCUCCAGGCUCUCUUCCCGCUGUUCCCUACCAGCCCUACCACGACGUAUCCUCCCCGUCUGCGCCAGCCUGCAAUGACGACUGCUGGUGCUUCUCCCUCGAGCUCGCCUCGAUUGCCUAGUCCCCCGCCGUUCACAGAGGUGCAGAUUGGGCCUCAAUCCCCUACGGUUGGCGAAGGGUUUGGAGCUACCAGCGAAGAGCUCCUGGGGCUACCGCAUGAGCCUGACGAUGCGUCGAUGCGGAGAAUACGUCCGGGGACCAAAUCUGCAGACAUGGCCUCAGGUCCUCCUCUGGUUCCUCUCUCCCAACUCGAUUCUCCAUUCCAAUUACAAGAGCACCUCAAAGCCUUGUAUCAGCACUAUACCAGACCUAGCGACUCCUCGACUCUAAAUCCCAUAACUCGUGACAUUGCGCGGUUUCUUGCGGAGCCUCCAGAAGGAGUAGAAAGAUCGCUAUGGCUAUAUGAGCUUUGUCGAUUUCUCACCAUGAAGGCUAAUAACCUGAUUGUUGCCUUUUUUGCGGAAGACCCGCCGUGCUCUGCUCAAACAUGUCCCGAAAUGCGUGCCUCCGAAUGGCAAUACUUAUGUGCCGUCCAUGAUCCGCCUAAAUCAUGUUGCGCCAUCGAUUACUGCUGUCACACCCUUGACUGGGCGGCGAAUAUCCUGACAUCACCAAAAUACUUCCCAAGCAGAUUGACUCUUGGCUCGGAGUCAUCUGGAGGGCCCCAGACGAGCAUGAAGCAUCUUACCAACAUUUUUCGCCGCGUUUAUCGGAUCUUUGCACAUGCGUGGUUCCAGCAUCGCGAGGUAUUUUGGCAGGUUGAAGGCCACGAUGGACUAUACAUUUUCUUUAAGACGGUCUGUGAUAUUUAUAAUCUGAUACCGGAGGAUAAUUAUACGGUCCCAAGAGAAGCAGAAGGGCUCCAGCCACCGAACAACGUGGCUCCUGAACGUGACUCCAGUAGACGGAUGACCAUUAUGCGGAAAGAGUCAGAAACACAGGCAGAAAAGCCAGUUCCCGGGGAACAGUCAGAGCAGGCAUUAAAUGUUGCGGCAACAACCAGACGGCACAAGGCCUCCCCUUCAGUAGGGGCUAUUGUUUCAACUAUCACAGAAGCAGCCGAAGAUGAUGGCCCCAACAAAAAUGCCCAGGCAGCUGAGGAGGAUGACUCUGUUGUGAAACUCCCAGAUACUUCCGUUUCUGAUAAGGAAGGUGACCUGUUACCGGUCCCAUCAGAAACUCCCGCAAAUGACCCAACCCUGGCGGAAGAUAGCGUUAUUGAAACCCCCACACCUGACGAUGAUGGGCUGGACAAUCCAGAAAUCGUCCAGCAAACAUCAGAAAGCGAUCCACUCGAACAGAGUGAGAAAACUAGCGAUUCACUCGAAGAGAAAGAGCCGAAUGAAACCGACAUAUUGGAGCCUGCUACUCUAGUUAUCAAUUCUAAAGCUAUAAACGCAGAUUCGUCAGAUGACAAACCAACAAUCCUUGAAUCAGAGACGUCGAAAUCAGACAAAACACCAGUAAAUGAGACUGCUGAUAAGGGAUUUGGUAGCCCUAGUAGUCCCGGAAGUCCUGGCAGUCCCGAAGCUCCUACGACCGCGAUUGAAGUCAAAGCAGCUGACUCGGACAAGCCUUUCUAAUUAUCUUCUCCUUUCCCAGGCUACUACGGUUAAUUAUACGUUCUGUUUAUAACUUCCUUUACUCAAGAGAACCUUUCGGCCGGCGUCUAAUUUUCCAGAAUAUAUAAUCCCCUUUAUUGAUGGGUGUACAUGAUGUACCGUUUGCAGAUGUAUAUCUUGAUUCCUUUAUUUUCUUUGUUUACUUUCUCGUUCUUGUCUUCCUUUUAUGGUUUGUCUCUACAUAUUUCGUUCUGAGCGGAUAUUCCCAAAUGAUGAUAUUCCUGGGCUUUUUCUUCUUGCUAUUCGAUUCCCCCCUCUUACUACUUCCUCUAUUGACCGCAAAUUCGCUAUAUUUUUUCAUUGAGGAAAUUGAUUAUGGCGCUGGGAUGUUUGCGGAUUCGGGCAGUGAAAUAUACCGGGGUGUAUGUAUAUGGAAGUAGAGUUUGGAUAGAUGCCCCAUAUCAACCUUUUACUUAAGUUUACUGUUAGCAGUUGAGGGAAGCGGACUUUUCCACUUCUUCACUUCCUUCGUGCCGGGAGAUAUUUAGCGGAUGAGUAAUUAUGGCUUAACCCGAUAACUAUAGAGUCUAGACAGCGAUUAUGUCGGACAUUUAUACACAAUCGCUGUACGCCGUGUCAACGGGUUUAUUAUCCGAGUUAGAAUGUCAGGGGCAAAAUGAAAGUGAGGUCUAAUGCCUAAUUUAUGUGUGCACCAUCUCUGUGGCACUGUUAGUCCGACAGAAAUAUCUCAUGCAAAAGGUACUGGCUGGACAGAAGUCAUCUGAACCCAAGCAAUGGGGCUUCCAAUACACAGAUUGCUGUGGGAAAUGCAGUUUACGGCUCUGGUUGGUAGGUCCAGACCUUGAAUCCCGUCGCAUGGAAGAAUUCAUAUUUCAUACAAAAAGAUUGUCUGACUACAAUCUUCAUACUAUAACUUUCAAUCAUAGCUCCUAAAUACAGAUAUCCAUAAGAGCUUUGUCCCGCGCUGUCGAAGGUUAGGCUCUUUCUUUCUCUCUCCGAACGAAAUGUCGGUUCCAUGACACAAAAGCGUCGUUUCAGUAACCAGAAGGUAUAUAAAAUGGGGUGAGAGAGAUGAAAUGGAAAAAAAAAUGGAAAAAAAUAGCUUCAGAUCUUAUUAAAAAUUGGUUAAAAAUGCGAAUGAAAAUAUAAAAAUGUCAUAGCUCAUAACAUCGUGAAAUCUUGCACGGCAAUUGCUACCGGCGAUGAAAACAGGAAGAGAAA